This is a messenger RNA of Drosophila kikkawai, 768 nucleotides long. RefSeq names its product axoneme-associated protein mst101(1)-like. The record is from RefSeq and is a predicted model, not a curated record. NCBI's taxonomy places the organism in Eukaryota, Metazoa, Arthropoda, Insecta, Diptera, Drosophilidae.
AUGUGUUGGUUAUUCCUGAUGCCGAUAACGAUCCUGCUGGUGGCCAGUCUCCUGCUGGGGGGCAUAACCACGGCCACGUUCAAUUGCGAACGCUACUCGCCCCGCAUGUCCUUCUGCAAAAGCAACCUCGAGAAGGCCACCCAGGUGGCUGCCGAGGCGGCCAAGGCUGCCAAGGCGGCUUUGGAUGCCCAGACGGAUGCCGGUGAGGCGGCCAGUCAGCAGGUCAAGCUAAUGCUGUCGGAACGCGCCCAGCAGGCGGCCAAAGCGGCCACCCAGGUUCUGGCCGGUAAGAAGCAUCAAUUGGACAUUUUAGCCAAGCGCCUGGAUGAGAAUCGCAAGGCCAUCGAGGAGGGCAAGCGGGCCAUUGCCGCCACCAUAUGCACCCUCAAGAGGUCCUUGUGGAUACGGGACAACACACGGCAGGGCCUGAAAAAUAUGAUUCGCAUGUACAAGGAGUCGCGCAGCACCCGGGCGGACAUCAAAUACCUGGCGGCCUUUGCCCAGCAGGAGGAGGCGGAGAAGAAGAAGCUCCUGCAGGCAGCCUUGCGGCGAUUGGUCGAGCUGAAGAAAUGCAUGAAGCAGGCCCAGGCGGAGCUUAAAAAAAUCCGCGAGAGCGUCAAAAAGGCCAACUGUGCUGCCGUGGAGGCCAGGCAAAGGAGCGACUUGCUGCGCAAGCUGGUGCCAAAGAUUAAGAAGCUCAAACGCGAGGAUCUAAAGACCGUGAAGGAUUUUCUGCUCAAGCGCAGGCGUUCACACAUUCGCAAUUAA